Messenger RNA from Medicago truncatula (barrel medic), 1056 nucleotides. RefSeq names its product F-box/FBD/LRR-repeat protein At1g16930. The transcript has 3 exons. Lineage: Eukaryota; Viridiplantae; Streptophyta; Magnoliopsida; Fabales; Fabaceae. Gene Ontology annotation, molecular function: protein binding. The coding region runs from base 1 to 1056 and encodes 351 amino acids. The record is from RefSeq and is a predicted model, not a curated record.
AUGAAGACAAGAAGACGAAAUUAUAACAACGAUAAAAAGGAAGAUAGAAUCAGUGAUUUACCAGAUGGCCUUAUUCUUCACAUACUCUCCUCUUUGAAAGUCAAACAAACCGUUCAAACUUCUAUUCUCUCCAAAAGAUGGAAAAAUCUAUGGAAGCAUCUUCCCACCCUUACACUAACUUCUUCACACUUUAAGACUCUCAAAGCUUUCACAAAAUUCGUGACUCCUCUUUUGUCUCUUCGCAAUGUCCCGACCUCACUGCACACUCUCAAAUUUAUCUACAACGGGACCAUAGAUCCUCGCCUCUUUGAAAAGAUUUUAAAUUAUGCUGUUUCACAUAACGUCAAUGAAUUACAGCUCAAAGGCACUUGUGAUAUUCAACAAUUGCCAUCUUGUUUCUUUUCAUGUAACACAUUAACAUCUCUUCGCUUUAAAGUUUCCCCUAAAACUUUGAGCAAGAGAAUAUUAUUUCCGAAUUCUCUGAAUUUGCCAUCAGUGACCAGCUUGUAUCUAUGGCUUGUCUCCUUUCGUGGCGGAGAUGAUCCUUUUUCGGGGUUUACUAAGUUGAAUAGUUUGAUGCUUUCUGAUUUUAAAAUUCUUGGGGAACAAAAUCUAUCCAUAUCAAGUACCACGCUGGACAAAUUAGAAAUAGAAAUGAUGUUUCUUUUUGAAAAUUACUACAAAAUUGAGUUAUCUACUCCAAAUCUAAAUAUGUGUAUGAAUCUUGAAAUGGAUUCCCCGGCUAUACUUAGUUGGCUGAUGGAGCUUACUGAUAUUGAAUCAUUGGCAAUAUCUUCAACUACUCUUCAGGUUCUCUCCUUAGUUCCUGAUUUAUUGAAGGUUAAGCUACCUUCCUUGUGUAACUUGAAGUCAUUAAGAGUAAAAAUGAAACGAAUUUCAUAUUCAUUAUUCAAGGAGCAGCUGCCAACCAGGUCGAAGGAAGAAUUUGCCAAGUUAAAAGAAUCAUUUAAAAAGGGUAGUUCGUCCAUACCUGAUGGAAUAGUCGACUUUUUGCUUCAAAACUCACCUUCAGCUGAAGUUCUUAUCAUUAAUUAG